AUGCGUCCUGCGCCAUAUGAACAGGGCAAAAGAGCCUUCCACGAGGAAUCAGGCAUGGGAUCGAUGAAGACCAGGUCGUUCCUGAGCUUAAUCGUCUCUUUCUCCGUCCUCCUCUUCCUUUCCUCCCUCUUCUCCUCCAAUCCCUUGACGGUCAUCUACAACGGAAGCUUCAAACUGUGGCACCCGUCCGCCGGCGACCAAACCGUCAUCAACGACGAUUGCGAUUUGUUCGAGGGGAAGUGGCUGAGGGAUCAUGGCGGUCCGGCUUACACUAACCGGUCGUGCCGGAUACUGCCGGAGUCGCAGAACUGCGAUAAGUACGGGAAGGAUCAGGACUUUGUGAAUUGGCGGUGGAAGCCGGCGGAAUGUGAUCUCCGGCGGUUCGACCCGGUGGCGUUCCUGGAGGCGGUGAGAGGAAAGACGAUGGCGUUUGCUAGCGACUCCGUCGGCCGGAACCAGAAGGACUCACUCGUCUGCCUCUUGUCUCAGGUCGAGUACCCACUGAAUCUAAAAGGUGACAAAGAAGAAAACCAGAUCACGAAUUGGUACUUCCAGUCCUACGAUUUCACCCUCAUGCUCUUGUGGACGAGAUUUUUAGUGCAAGAACAAGAGAGAGUGGUCAAUGGAACGGGAACAGGGGAUUUUGAUCUGCACCUGGACAGGGUUGACACUAACUGGACGGCAAAGCUUCCAUUGGUGAACUACCUGAUCAUCUCCAGUGGGCACUGGUUCUUCAGAAACCUUUACCUGUACGAAAACGGCAAAAUCAUAGGGUGUGUCUACUGCGGCCAGGCGAACCUGACCAACUACGACUUCACCUACGCGAUUCGAAGGGCCUUCAGGACGGCUCUCCAGUCCAUCGACAGGUGCGAGGAGUGCGAAGGGCUGGUGACUUUGGUGAGGACAUUUGCACCUGCACACUUUGAGCACGGGGCAUGGAACACUGGAGGAUAUUGCAACAGGACCAGGCCAUUGAACGAGACGGCGGUCAGGUUGAGUGGCACGGACUGGGAGGUCAGGAAUGCUCAGGUGGAGGAGGUGGAGAGGUUCAGAAUGGAGAAGACGAAAUGGUUUGGAGUUCUAGACGUGACAAAAGCCAUGUUGCUGAGGGCAGAUGGGCACCCGGGGUCGCACUGGAACAACGACUGGAACAGAGGGUUUAAUGACUGCUUGCACUGGUGCUUGCCGGGUCCUAUCGAUACCUGGAAUGAGAUGUUAUUGGCAUUGUUAAGAAAAGGAUUCUCAGAUGUUUAA
Zingiber officinale is the source of this 1254-nucleotide messenger RNA. Its product is annotated as protein ALTERED XYLOGLUCAN 4-like. The transcript is spliced from 3 exons. Gene Ontology annotation, cellular component: Golgi apparatus. NCBI's taxonomy places the organism in Eukaryota, Viridiplantae, Streptophyta, Magnoliopsida, Zingiberales, Zingiberaceae. The record is from RefSeq and is a predicted model, not a curated record. Bases 1 to 1254 code for a protein of 417 amino acids. Gene Ontology annotation, molecular function: O-acetyltransferase activity.